Aureococcus anophagefferens is the source of this 1980-nucleotide messenger RNA. RefSeq lists its product as hypothetical. The record is from RefSeq and is a predicted model, not a curated record. Gene Ontology annotation, molecular function: calcium ion binding. Lineage: Eukaryota; Pelagophyceae; Pelagomonadales; Pelagomonadaceae. The coding region runs from base 1 to 1980 and encodes 659 amino acids. The transcript is spliced from 2 exons.
AUGAAGUGUCUCCUCGUCGCCGCCGUCGCCGCCGCCGCGCUGGCGCGCGCCCUGCCGCGGUCCGGCCAGGUCGCCGUCGGCCCCGCGGCGCCGCUGCGGCGCCUCGCCGACGGCGAGCUGACCUGCGCGGCCAAGGUGCAGCGCAAGGCCGCGGACCUCGUCGACGAGGACGAGGCCUACGGCUGGUGCGAGCUCAAGCGGGACCUGCGGGCCCAGGCGCCCUGGCGCGACGACGCCACGACCUACGUGGCCGCGCUCUACGGGUCCCACCGCUGGACCGCGGCGACGCGCGGCUACGCGACCUUCGUCGGCCUCACGCAGCGGAUCGUCUUCGCGGCCGUGUCCGUCGCGGGCAACGUCCGCGUCGUCUACUUCCACUGGGUCACGCCGGCGCACCCCAAGUUCACCCUCGACCCGCUGAACCGCCUCGCGGUCAAGGCCCACGUCGCCGCGGGGUCCGCGAACGUCUUCCUGCCGCUCGUCGCGUUCUUCUCCGGGCCGGCGCGGGGCCGCGCGCUCAUGUGGCUCGUCGCGGGCUUCGAGCUCGUCCACUGCGCGACGGCCCUGCGCAUGAUGCCCAACGUCUUCGGCUGCAAGGUGCUCAUGACGCCCGGCUACGCGUGCUGCGUGCUCGUGAAGUUCGGUUUGGCCUUCUACCUCGUCGCGAGCCUCAUCGCGGACGACGCGGCCUACAAGGACCAGGCGGAGUGGCUCUGGGCCUACUGGUCCGCGCACAACACCUACGCCUGGGUGCGCAUCUGGUACGUCGUCCUCUGCCGGCUCCGCGUGGAAGAAAAUCGCUACACGAUCGCGAUCCUGCUCGCGGGCGCGGUCUGCUGCGGCCAGGCCAUCGGCUUCUGGGGCAUUUUGGUCAUGUUGGGGUGCCUCUUCGCCCACUACGCCUACCUCGACGUCAAGUGCCGGCGCCUCGCGGCGCGCGUCGCCGCGGGCACCGCGGACCCCGCGGCCGCGUACCUCGAGGCGCGCCUGGGGGCCGCGGCCUGGACGGAGUGCGCGCGGACGCCGCCCGUGGGGCCGCCGGGCUCCAAAACCUACGCCCGGGCCGUGGCCUUGGUGGAGAAGUACCUCGUGGACACGUCGACGCCGUCCGCGGCGGACUACGGCGCGGACUGCCAGGGCGGCCUCGUCUUCGACCUCAUCGACGCGGACGGCGACGGUGUCCUCGACGCCGACGAGCUCGUCGCCUUCCUCGUGUCCUUCGGGUGCGGCGCCGACGACGUCGCGCGCCUCUUCGCGGGGCUGCCGGAGGCGCAGCGGGACGCGCCGACGAUCGCGCACGAGGACUUCGUGGUCUACUUCGCGCCCUUCUGGCGCUUCCUCUUCCCCCUCUACGUCGAGGAGCUCCACCGCCGCUUCCACGGCGCGGGCGGGCGCCACGCCUUCGAGGCGCUCCACGCGGCGACGGCGGGCGCCGGCGGCGGCUGCCCCUUCGCGGCCGCGCUGGCCGAGUCCGGCGCGAAGCAGGGCCUCGCCGCGCUCCGCGGCGCCGCGGCCGCGGCCUGCGACGCCGGCGACGCCGCGUCCAAGCAGCUCGGCCUCGCCACGGGCGCGGACCUCGCGAAGACGCUCAAGGGCGACGGCGAGGCGUCCCAGUGGGCGUCCUUCACGGCCGGGCCUCGUCACGGUUGCAAGAGCCGCUGGCACCUCCUCAUGGCGAUGGCGCAGGCCGCGGACCUGCUGCGCUGCAUGGGCCUCGCGUCGCUCCUGCUCUGCGUCGCCAUCGCCGCGGCCUGGGCCGUCUUCGGCGCGCGCAUCACGGAGCUCAUGGCGCCCGUGCGCGCGGUCGGCCGGCGGCGGACGCUCAUGCCGCUGAGCCUCGGCGACGCCGCGCUGCGGCCCGACGCCGCGACGCGGACGUGGCACGCGGCGCCGCGCGCGCCGGACCGCGCGCCGCUCGACGCCGCGCUCUUCGCCGCGCCGGACCCGAAAUCCCCCCCGUCGCCGAAGAAGACGCGCUAA